AGUUGAGCGCGCGCGCGCGCUCGCCGCAGCGGCAGAGUAACCUUGAAAAGCCCACCCUCCGAGAGAGCUUCGAAAGAGGGAGCUUCGCCUUGCGGGUGAGAUUCGACCACACAUUCACACGCGUAUUUAUACACAUAUAUGUAUAGCUGCGCGAAUUCGAGCUGCCUUGGCCGCCCGCGCCAGUGUUGAGAGAGAUCCUCGCGCGAUAAGCGCGAGCGCCCGCUUUGUUUAUGUAAAGUUUCUGCUAGGCUCCGAGAGAGCUCCGGAUUGGAGAGAGAGAGAGAGUAUUGAUACCCAAGACAGAUAGACUUACGGACAGCGCACUCUAACAUGAAGCCUCUGGAGUACCUGCACGGGAUUUAGGAUGCUCUGGCACUGGCAAGCCGCCUGAACACUCAGCUCGCCAAGGUCAGCUGCAGCAGCAGACAUGGUCGUCACUGGAAACUCGGCGCACCGCGGCCCGACCAAUCCCAGGAAAAAUGUCAGGAUACUUCUCGUGGGCGACCGGGGAGUCGGCAAGACGUCGCUCAUACUUUCGCUGGUCAGCGACGAGUACGCCGAGGAUGUGCCCAACAAAGCCGAAGAGAUCACGAUACCUGCCGAUGUCACCCCCGAACAAGUGCCCACUCGCAUAGUCGACUACUCGGCUAUGGAGCAGACCGAGGACCAACUCUGCGACGAGAUCAUGAAGGCACACGUCAUCUGUGUUGUUUACUCCGUAUCGGAUAGGGAGACUUUGGAUAAUGCUAAAUCUUACUGGCUGCCGCUCAUCAGAAAGAGUGCCUCCAGCAGUCGCUGCCCGGUGGUGCUGGUUGGCAAUAAGAUCGAUGUUAUUGACUACUCGACAAUCGAGGAAGUUUAUCCAAUAAUGAAGGAGUUUUCUGAAAUCGAGAGCUGCAUCGAGUGCUCCGCCAAAACGUUGCAGAAUAUCUCUGAGAUGUUUUACUACGCACAGAAGGCUGUUUUACAUCCGACAACUCCGCUGUAUAAUUAUGACACACAGGAGCUGACUGAUGAGUGCAAAACUGCGUUACAAAGGAUAUUUAAGAUCUGUGACGUUGACAAUGAUGGACUGCUGAGUGACACUGAAUUGAAUGCAUUUCAACAGUGGUGCUUCAAUACUCCUUUGCAACCUCAGGUGCUAGAAGACGUGAAAGCAGUUCUUUCCAAAAAUAUUGAAGAUGGUGUAUGCAAUGGCUGCGUCACAAUGAAAGGUUUUAUGUUUUUACAAUGUCUCUUCAUUCAAAGAGGAAGAAAUGAAACUACUUGGGCUGUAUUACGAAAGUUUGGCUAUGAUAAUGAUCUUCAAAUGUCUAAAGAUUACAUAAAUCCUCCUCUCAAAGUUCCUUCUGGAUGCACAACAGAAUUAUCUCACAAAGGUCAGGAAUUCCUCACACAACUUUUUAUGCUACAUGAUCGCGAUAGGGAUGGAGCUCUCUCUCCGCAUGAAAUGGAAUCGCUAUUUUCUAAAUGUCCUGUACCUCCGUGGGGAGAUGAAUACAAGUAUAUGGUUGCUACUAACGAAAGAGGUUGGAUUACUUACCAAGGGUUCAUGUGCCAGUGGACGCUUCUAACUUACAUGAAUGUCAAAAAAACAUUGGAAUAUAUGGCAUACUUAGGCUACAAUUUAUACCAUAAUGAAUGCCCCACAUCAGCGGUUACUGUAACGCGAGACAAGAAACUAGAUCUAGCUAAGAAGCAAUCCAGUCGCAAUGUUUAUUGUUGUCACGUGAUUGGACCAAAAAGUGCUGGGAAAACCACAUUGUGCAGAACAUUUGUUGAUCCCAAACUUGAGAAAUUGAACAACGAUACUGUACCAAGUAAUUCACACGUCACUGUAAAUACAGUUCACGUAUAUGGGCAGGAGAAAACUAUAAUUUUGAGAGACAUUAAUAUUUUAAACGUUCAAGACGCUCUGACCCCUGCACAGAUUCAAUGUGAUGCUGCCGCUCUCGUGUAUGAUUCUAGUAAUCCAAAAUCUUUCGAAUACAUAGCCAGAAUUUAUAUAAAAUAUUUUGCGGAGAGCAAGAUCCCAGUACUAAUGAUAGCAAAUAAGAGUGAUCUUGCUGAAGUAAAACAGGAGUAUUUAUUACAACCCCCAAGUUUCUGCAGCAAGUACAAACUCAUGCCACCACAGCCUUAUAGCAUUUCUCGUACAGUACGUCGUGAAAUCUUCGUGAAAUUGGCUACAAUGGCAGCCUUCCCACACAUGAAGCAGUUUGGAUUGAUGCAAGGAGAUUCGAUUGUCUGGUGGAAGGCUGGAAUUGGUAUCGCAGUGGCAACGAUCGCCGGUUUCGUGGUCAUGCGAGUCUUAAGUACCGAUAAAAGAUAGUCUACCAUUCCCUUUUAAAUCUUUACGGCACCCGUUCUAAUUCAAUAAACAUUCGUUUCGAAAACGCGUUAAUUUAAUGAAGUCUGUUAUUCGCUGAAGGAUAUUUAGUCGCUUGUGAAAAAUCCCAAUUUAAAGUACCUAAGUAAAGGAGUUAGAUGAUGUACAAUUAUGUAUAAGAAGAUAUUGACUUUAUUACAGAUUUCUUCGAAUAAUAUGUGAUUAUCGAUGGUACAUUCUUUCUUCUCGACGUUAUUUUGUACUCAUGUCAGAUCUGCAAUAAAGUCAAAUUAUAAAUUGCAAAUAUUCGAUAUUUUUUAAAAUGUAAUCUAUAUUACUGUAUAGUCACUUUUAUCUCAAAUCAAGAAGGCUGUAGGAAUUCUUAAAGGUUAUUCAGAUGUCUUAUUUAUUAAAAUACAUGACUGCAUAUGGAAAUGUGUUUUGUUAAUUUUUUUUAUACUAUGAUUUUUGUUGAAUAUAUAUUCUUAUUUAGUUUAAAAAAUCGUUAUAAACAUACUACACGAAUCAAUUUUUUUAUUGUAAUUUUUUCAUUUCCAAAGUGUAUUAAUUUAUAAUAACAGAGAAUACGGUCGAUUUGUAGCAAAUAAACGGCACUGUAUUACUAGAGAAGUAUAUUAAAAGUCGAUUAUGAACACAAAA
Molecule: messenger RNA, 2989 nt
Organism: Nasonia vitripennis (jewel wasp)
Lineage: Eukaryota; Metazoa; Arthropoda; Insecta; Hymenoptera; Pteromalidae
Gene: Miro
Product: mitochondrial Rho GTPase
Exons: 11
Coding region: 428-2332 (634 amino acids)
Biological process (GO): small GTPase-mediated signal transduction; mitochondrion organization
Cellular component (GO): mitochondrial outer membrane
Molecular function (GO): calcium ion binding; GTP binding; GTPase activity
Source: RefSeq, a predicted model, not a curated record